This is a messenger RNA of Nicotiana tabacum (common tobacco), 675 nucleotides long. The record is from RefSeq and is a predicted model, not a curated record. NCBI's taxonomy places the organism in Eukaryota, Viridiplantae, Streptophyta, Magnoliopsida, Solanales, Solanaceae.
AUGGCUAACAAUCAGAAUACUAGACCUGUUCGAGCUCUCCCAAGUGAUACAGAGAAAAAUACUCAAGUCAAUGCAGUGACGUUGACAAAUGGGAGAGAGUUGGUAGAAGUGCCUAAGAAGAAAAAGGAGCAGUCUGGGCUGGAAGAAGAAAGAGUGUCAAAACUUGUAGAGGUAGAUGAGAGAAACAAAACAGAGUAUGAGCACAUAUCAGAGAGGAUACAUUUGAACAUCCCUUUGGUGGACAUGCUCCGUGAGGUCCCAAAAUAUGCAAAAUAUAUUAAGGAUAUAGUGGCAAACAAAAGGAGGUUAACUGAGUUCGAGACCGUCGCACUUACUGUGGAGUGCACUUCCAGGAUUCAACAAAAGCUUCCACAAAACCUUAAGGAUCCGACUAGUUUUACCAUCCCCAUGAGGAUUGGUGAAAUUGAUGUGGGUACAGCCUUUUGUGAUUUGGGUGCAAGUAUCAAUCUGAUGCCGUUGUCAUUAUUCCAACAAUUGGGCUUAAGAGCUCCGAGACCCACCACGAUGAUGCUACCGUUAGCUGAUAUAUCUUAUGUUUAUCCUGAGGGGGUAAUUGAGGACGUCUUACUGCAAAUCGGGAAGUUUAUUUUCCCUGCAGAUUUUAUCAUCCUGGACUACGUGGCUGAUGAGUUAAUUCCUAACAUCUUGGGGUGA